AUGCCCGCCCCCUCCACCACCCUCCUCAUCGAGGGUUCCUUCACCGAGCUCGCCGACGAGUUCGCCCAGUACAUCGACGCCCUGCGCAAGUCUGAGGCCUCCAGCAGCCUCCAGUCCGAGAUCUCCCCGCUUCUGCAGCCCCUUCGUGAGCAGGAACAGUCCGAAGCAGAGCCCGACCGCAAGCAGCGCGAUGAGGUCCUCAAGAAGUUGGUCUCCGCGGCCGUUGUCCUGAACAGCGCCCCCGAGAAGGAGAUCAUCUCCGCCUACAACCUUCUUGUCCACCUUGUUCACCAGGCCUCCGACCCGGAUAUGUUCCUGUCCCGCAUCUGUACCUACCUCGCCAAACCCAUCUCUUCCUCCCCUCAGUUCGGCCCCUCCUUGGCCAUCUCCAUCCUGUCCACCAUCUUCAACACUCUUGCUCCUUCCGACUCCAGCCGCUACCACGUUCUCCUGGCUACCGUCGCCGUCAUCCGUCAGUCCAGCUCGUCUAUUGCCUUUGACGCCCUCAAGUCCCAGCUGGUCGCUCAGCUGCCCAGCUGGCUCGCCGCCUGGGAGCUGGACGCCGACGAGGCCCAGCGCCUGCACCUCGCCAUUGCCGAUGCCGCCCAGGCCUCUGGUGACCCCGAGUUGGCUCAGACCCAUGUCGUCCAGGCCCUGCAGACCAUCCCUGCCGCCAACGCCAGCGCCCCCGAGGCCCGCGAUCUCGCUGUCCGCGCCCUGACCUCCGCUCUCACCCACCCGGCUGUCUUCGACUUCACCCCCCUGACUGCCUCCGACGCCGUCCAGGCCCUCCGGUCCAGCGACAGCACCCUCUUUGAGCUGCUCGAGAUCUUCACCGCCGACACCCUCGACGCCUACGAGGCCUUUAUCUCCGCUACUCCCCUGGCCAGCAUCUCCGGCGGCGUUCUGGCUGAGUCCGGCGAGGCCCUGCAGAACAAGAUGCGCCUGCUCACUCUGGCCUCCCUGGCUGCUUCCACCCCGUCCCGCUCCCUCCCCUACGCCACGAUCGCUACGGCUCUCCGCGUGGAGCCCACCGACGUCGAGAAGUGGGUUAUUGACACCAUCCGUGCUGGCCUCGUCGAGGGUAAGCUGUCUCAGCUGCGCUCCGAGUUCCUGGUCCACCGGGCCACCUACCGUGUCUUUGGCGAGAAGCAGUGGGCCGAGGUGCAGGGUCGCCUGAUGGUCUGGCGCCGCAGCCUGGAAAACGUGCUGGGUGUUGUUCGCAGCGAGCGGGAGCGGUUUGUUCGCGAGGGGCUGCAGGCGGCCCAGGCUGCCGAGGAGGCUGCCCAGGGCAAGGGUAACGACAAGAAGGGUGGUGACCGUCGCCGUCACAACAACAACAACAACCAGCAGCAACAGCAACAGCAGCAGCAGCAGCAAGCACCUGCGGCACCCGCCGCUGCCCCGGAGGCCGUUGCCGUGGAGUAA
Aspergillus tubingensis is the source of this 1428-nucleotide messenger RNA. RefSeq names its product PCI domain protein. Gene Ontology annotation, biological process: cytoplasmic translational initiation. The transcript has 2 exons. The coding region runs from base 1 to 1428 and encodes 475 amino acids. The record is from RefSeq and is a predicted model, not a curated record. Lineage: Eukaryota; Fungi; Ascomycota; Eurotiomycetes; Eurotiales; Aspergillaceae. Gene Ontology annotation, molecular function: translation initiation factor activity. Gene Ontology annotation, cellular component: cytoplasm; eukaryotic translation initiation factor 3 complex.